Caenorhabditis elegans is the source of this 1872-nucleotide messenger RNA. It is a transcript of the gene H24K24.2, whose product is annotated as Protein NLRC3. Bases 30 to 1451 code for a protein of 473 amino acids. The transcript is spliced from 8 exons. NCBI's taxonomy places the organism in Eukaryota, Metazoa, Nematoda, Chromadorea, Rhabditida, Rhabditidae. The record is from RefSeq and is marked reviewed.
AGAAUCAGUUUACAAAUCUACAAUUGGAAAUGAUAAGACCGCUGCAAGACAUAAUUAUCGAGAAAAUUGCAAAGCUAAUAGACAAUGACAACUUCAACAUGCUUGUUCGACCUCUGGAUAGAACAGCCAGCGACAAAAUGUUCAGUGAGUUGAUGAAAUUAAAAUUCGGACUUUGCGAAGAGGCACUGACUCGAUUUGGACAUUUUUUCUGCUUGAAGAAAGUCGACUUAUUCAAUUACCACGUUAGCAAAGAACUUGUUGAAGCGAUUAGAUGUCAAAAUUUGGAGUCACUUAGCCUCGGAAACUUAGAUUGGGUCAAACGUGGCAGGAGAUUCAUGAACGGUUACGAUAUAGUACGUUUUUUGGAAAGUUUUCUCAACGAAGAAUCUCGUAAUGUACUUCACAGUUUAGAAAUCACGAUGGAGAGUCCAUUUGCCAAGGAAUGGCCAGCAAAGAUAAAUAAUAUGCUGCCCGCUUUGAAAUGCUUUGCAAUCAAUGGACAAGUGAAUGACGAUGAGUUUUCCCAUCUUUGCAUUGGUUUUUCCAAUUUACGUGUGUUGGAUAUUAGUAAUACAAACAUCAGAAACCUUUCCGGAAUGAAGAUGCUAGUUAAUUUACAAAUACUUUCAAUGAGAAACUUGGACAUUAACCAAACAUCUGAUUUAAUAGAACUAUUUUCAUUAACCAAGUUAACCGUUUUGGAUGUAUCGCAAGAUAAGCAAAACUCCGGUACCAAAAUAAUCUCGACAUAUCUGGAGUGCCGAAAGAUUUUGCUGGACCUAAAGUUUAUUGACUGCUCAAGAACUGAUAUAAAUAGAGAGUUUGCUAAAACACUCUUGAGCUCUCAUCCUUCAAUUGUUCACGUGUCCGCAAUAGGUUGCGAUUUGAAAAACUUCUCUAAAUGUGGUACUCGCAUUUUCUAUUGCACGUCAAUCGAAUCAUUGUUCAGAAGCUUAAUUGACUUCACAAAUUUGAAAAAUGAGCUAGCAACUUGUAGAUGUUUAGAAGAACUGCACCGACAACUAAAUGCUUCUCGUAGCACCGAAAACUUGCAUUACUCGAGUUUAUUGAAACUGGUUAUUCAAACUAUGAACAUGUUCACGUCGAGAUCAACCUUAAUUAAUGGUCUUCAGUGCUUGAUUUGGAUAAUAAACCACAAAAUGGAUCAAAUUGGUCCAGUUAAUAUGUUUUUCACACUUAAAAAACUCCUGAGCUUAGCUGAUUUGUUGCCGGAAACGUAUUCAAAUGCGGAAAUAAUACGGUCAAAUCGAUUAUAUUGGGAUGCAAUUGUUAAACUUACAAAUUCGGAAAACACCAAUUUUGAUGAAAUCUGCUGGACAGCAAUGAACAUGAUGUCGAAAGUAACCUAUGCAGCUGGGUCAGGAAUGCGUUCAAAAGCUGGGAUUCAGAACGAGCGUACAUUGUUUUCUCAAUUCUUGCCAUAUUUAUGAAUAAAGCUAAGAACACAUCAACUCAGGAUGAACUUUGGAAUUUGAUUAAUAUGUCCAUGAUGCAAAUUUAUUGUCGGUUAAGCCAACCGAAAAUUUAUCCAUUUAUCUUGAAAAUUCUAUUCUUCAACGCGUUCUCGAAACUUCAAAGGAUGACGGUCCCAUUAUUUGGGCACUUUUAACUAUCAAAUUAAUAUGGGAAAGCAACGAUGUUAACCGGAACAAAAUAAGAGAACUAAACCUUCAUGCCCAUUUAAAUUGUAUUAAUAAUCAUACAACAAUUGUUAAGCAUUUUAUAGAUAUCGUUAAACAUUUGUUUAAUUAGUCUAUUCGUAAUUGCAGUGGGACCAAACAUUUAUUUGUACCGCGUUGUUAUUGAAGAACAAUAACAUAUUUAUAAAUCCAAUAAAAUAUUAAUUAAUUA